Molecule: messenger RNA, 555 nt
Organism: Penicillium soppii
Lineage: Eukaryota; Fungi; Ascomycota; Eurotiomycetes; Eurotiales; Aspergillaceae
Exons: 1
Coding region: 1-555 (184 amino acids)
Source: RefSeq, a predicted model, not a curated record
AUGCGUUACACCAUGAUCAACGGCCUUGUUCUUUUGGCUGUGUCUCCGCUGACUGCCCUCGCCCUGCCCGUGGACCCCAACGACCAGGCUGGACAAUGGGACCCCAGUGGACAGUACCGCAAGGGUCACUGGCAAAACGGAGAGUUCAUUGCCAACGGCGAUAACCGCUACAAUCAGAACGGCGACGUUGACCAAAAUGGUCAGUGGCGUGAGAACGACCAGAACGACCAAAAUGGCUGGACUGACGCAGAUGGAGAGUGGCACGCCAACAACCAAAACGACCAGAAUGGUUGGACCGACGCCAACGGCCAAUGGCACGCAAACCAGAAGCGCGAGCUUCGCGGCCAAGCCACUUCCACCACAAAUGGAGCCCGUGCUGUCGACAACGCCGUUAACAAAGUCAACAACCCUCAGGUUACUCCCAGCUCCCAGGGCAGCAAGUACCAGAGCUACGGCAACUACAAGAACUAUGGCUCUUACCAGAACUACCCUGCCAACCCUCAGGACCAGAAUCAAGAUAAGGAUAUCAAGGCCAACGCUGGUCAACAGGAGUAG